CGAAGGAUGAAAGCGGCCCAGUAAUCCACGGAUCAGUAGCACGAGGUUUGUCGUGCACUAAUACGAUCCGCUAUCCAAUUCCUCGUCGACCUCUGUUUGCUUGUUCCCAGCAGGAACCUAUCAUUUACGCAAACCCAUCUCGCACCUUCCUCCCGAACCAUCGCUGCGGCCUGCCUUUUCCUUCCCAUACAACAGAACACCCGGCAACUCGGAACUUUAAACCACACAACCAAAUCUCAUUUCCCGAGACAACCUAAGAACUACCUGAAAAUGAAAUCCACAACCCUCACGACCUUCCUCUUGGCCGGUGCCGUCCGGGCCCUCGCCCUCCCGACCUCCACCCGCCCGGAAGCUGAAACCAGAAACAUGCUCACCAAGCGCGCUGCCUACUGCACAGCAAACUCAAUCCAAGACACAACCACACCGUCCUCAGCCCUCGCAGCCGACUGCCUCGCACUGGCCUCCACCACCCUACCAUCUUCCCUCCCUUUCCCCUGGACGCCGACCGAGGAAAACAACCACACCCUCGACGCGACCCAGGGCACCUGCGGAUUCCGCGCACAGUACCUCUCUGCCAACGGCACGUUGGACGCGCGCCAGGUUGUUCUGGGGCCCGCGCAGUUGGGGGGCAUUAUUGAGAUUGCUGUGGAGCGGUAUGCUACCACUUCUUCUGAGGCGGGAGAGGCGGAGAGCAGGGUUGGGGCCGAGGGGACGGUGAUUUGUAUUGCCGCUGGGAUGGUCUCUAAGGCGGGGUUUGUUGGGUUUGAAAUCUAUCUGGCUCCCGAUGCCGGCGCUCGAGGCGUCAUCCACGACCAUGUCAAGAGGGCCGCCGCAGCCAGAAUCGCGAGGCAAUACCGAGGCAUCGGCGCUGCCGCGGCACAUGCUCACGUCGGCGUCCGGGUCGCAUGGCACGUCCUCGCUCUUGGUGCCGCUCGGGAAGUAGCAUUGCGACACGCCGUGCGCCUGGAGGCGUCGUGUUGCUGUUGCAAGCGUGAGGACGAGGGUGGUGGCUCCGGAGGCUUCAAUUUUUCCCUGAUCAAAUUGGCGGAUGCGCGUGGCCCGGGACACCACGCCUCUCCCUCGAAGUGGACUCACGCCGGGCUCCACCAGUUGGCGCCUGGUAACGAAGUGCACUACGACGGGGCUCUCCCGGAUCGCUACUACCGGGCGCUCCACGCCGGCCAGACGUACACGCUGCUGUACCCUGGCGCUGAGAUGAAGGCGCGGCAUGUCUUGCCGCCGUCGGAGGUCAGAAAACUGCCUGCCCUGAAGAUUCCCGGUGGCGCCCGAAUCACAUUCACGGUGCGGGCGGAGGAGACGAAUGCCCACAAGUCGAAUACGCUCAAGAGCGUAUUCGACAUCAAACUCAAGGUCAUCUACACCGGAGAGAUUUGUGGACCAGAUUGUUACCCAGCCCCGGAGACAAUGACACGGCCGAUCACGUUCCGCAACUGGGCGAUCUUGGCUGGCCUCGACAGCUCCUUAGGUGACGCAGUCAGCAUCUAUCGCCGGCCCGGCGGUAGCAGCGAAAUGCCUUGGGAAGGUUGCGACCUGGACGAUGGCACCGCGGGUUUUCAGAUCUACGACCUCCCCGACGAGGCUGUCCGUGUGAUUCAACAUGAUCAUUUUACAACACUAAGACCCGGGGAGUCGUGGACCACGACCCGGCGCCUCCAGGGGGAGCGAUGA
This is a messenger RNA of Parathielavia appendiculata, 1689 nucleotides long. RefSeq lists its product as uncharacterized. The record is from RefSeq and is a predicted model, not a curated record. The transcript has 6 exons. NCBI's taxonomy places the organism in Eukaryota, Fungi, Ascomycota, Sordariomycetes, Sordariales, Chaetomiaceae. Bases 271 to 1689 code for a protein of 472 amino acids.